Molecule: messenger RNA, 2394 nt
Organism: Macrobrachium nipponense
Lineage: Eukaryota; Metazoa; Arthropoda; Malacostraca; Decapoda; Palaemonidae
Exons: 2
Coding region: 6-2354 (782 amino acids)
Source: RefSeq, a predicted model, not a curated record
UCCACAUGUUAUCUCAUUGUUGGGGGGUGAUGCCCAAUUUAGGAAUCACUGGCAACCCGGAAUAUCUCGUCAGUCAGAGUACACUCACCUGCUUAACUGUCUUGAGUGGCACAGGCCCCAGUGAUGCUACAAUUGGACUAGCACCAUUCAGUGGCACCAUUAAACAGCAAUGGUUCAUCCAGGAUUCAACUUGGAUUUGGGCUGGAAAUCGUUCCUGUUGCCUUGCUCAAGACAGGAAACAGGGCACCUUAGUGCUAGGGGCAGUUGGCAGCAGCAAAGCCACGUGGAAUCUCGAUGACCAAGGGAUGAUGGAAACCAACUCACAGGUUCUAGAUGUACCAUGGGAGAAACCAAGAACUCAUGUUAUUCUCUACCCGAAGCAUGGCGGCGUAAACCAGAAAUGGUGGAAGCUCUCCCAAGUCAAAUCGAUUCUUCAGAAGUUUCCAGAGAUGAAAACCUCGUAUCCUGCACCUUUAGUAAACAUGGCCGACAGGAUAGCAGUUCAGAACCAGCGUUGUCAGUGCAAGGAGAAAUAUCGUACCAGAGUGGGAUUGAAAGCUGGUGCUGCUUUUGAGGAACCAGAAUAUCUUAUCAGCCAGAGCACGCACACGUGCUUAACAGUGCUCAAUGGUACAGGUCCAAAGGACGCCAGCAUUGGUUUAGCCCCCUACACCGGUAAUGCAAGACAGCAGUGGUUUGUGGAAGAUGGAAUCUGGGAAUGGAGUCUGAACCGAUCUUAUUGCCUAGCUCCUGACUUGCAGAAAGGUGGGUUAAAACUUGAACUAAAGAACUCGCAUGCAUCAUGGACUAUAGAUAAAUAUGGACUGUUUACGAAUGGCCCUCAUGCCUUGGAUGUGCCUUGGGAAGGAGCAAGGACAAAGGUUAUUCUUUAUCCAAUACAUGGUGGCAUCAAUCAGAGGUGGUGGUGUAUGUCAAGUCUCAAGUCGUGCGUUGGUUGUAAAAUGUAUCCGCUAUCUGCAUCAGAUGAAAAUACCUACAAAGAUGAAAUGGCACGGGGCAUAGUCAACCGCUUAUGUCCUCUGACGGAACCUUUACCUCACCUGAGGGAUACUGAUCAUUAUCCAGGAAAUGUUGCACCAGGAACUCCAAGAAAAACUGUGAUGUGUACCCUAACUGUUGGAACCAUGCAGCAGCGUAGUAGCCUUCGUAUGACAGUUCCUGAAGACUGGCAAGCUACCAAUAUGUAUGUAGUUGCAGGGGAUAUAUUCACUAUCACAUUACCAAAUAUAACUGAAAAGCAGGCUGAACAAAUCACAGUCAGAGUUGGAGCUCACCGUGACUGUCUUACUCCUACAUCACCCAAUCUGCGAAAGGGUAUCUUUAAACGCAUGCCAGUUGUGUCUGAGGAAUUUGACCUUAAUCCAGGUAAAAAUUGUCUGCGUAGCCAGUUUGGAGGUAACCUUAUCUUUACGUACGAAGGAAAAGAGAGAUUUAAUGUCACAGCUGAAGUGAAAAAUGUUGUUGAAACACCUCAUUAUAUUCUUGGAAAGUCGAGCAGCACGGACUGGAAGAAAAUGAAAAAUCUAGAUGCACCAUUUUCAGUUCUUGAAACUGACAAAGUUGUGCUGAUAGUUCCAACUUCUGAAGCAAGAGGCAUUGUGGAUAUUGAUGAUUUACUCCGCAGAUAUGAUGACAUCAUGACAAAACUGGAAGACCUCUCAGGCUUUAAUGAAAGUGACCCACCACCCCAGGGAAAACAGUGGAUGGUUGAUGAUGUUCAGAUAACUGCUGGAAGUGCACAUGCAGGAUUCCCAGCAAUGUUUGAUCAUGAGUAUUAUGACCUGACUUCACCUAAAACACCACAUGACUGGGUUGUCUGGCAUGAACUUGGGCACAACUACCAGCAAGGCCCAUACUGGUCCUAUGCCUAUGGGAUUGAGUCUACUGUGAAUUUGUUUUCUCUUUAUAUCGAAGAGAAGCUGAAAGCAGACGACCGCUUGAAGAGGGAGAACAGGUACUUACCAACAGCCCUAGCAGUCGACAAGGGACUGACAUUUGAACAAGCCGACUGCUGGCAAAAGUUAGUUUUCCUGAUGGAAAUAAAAUAUUCAUUUCCGAGUCAUGGGUGGGAGAUGUAUCGGCACUUGAAUCGCACCGUGCGGGCCCUGUCAGAGCAUGAUGCUGCUAUACUGAAGAAAAACCGUCAGAACCAGUAUGACUAUGUAUAUGUUACGCUUAGCCGCUUCAUUGGUACUGAUUUGCUACCUCACUACCAAAGGUGGUCUUUGCCAGUUUCUGGAAAGGCACAGAAUGAGGUGAAAUCUUUGGGGUUACCUAAAGCUCCUCACAACAUGUCUGCUAGCAGCAAUCCAGAGAAGUACGUAAUCUCUUAAAUGUAAACAGUGAUUUGAUGGUCUGCAGGCAGAUGUAAAU